Rhea pennata is the source of this 3062-nucleotide messenger RNA. RefSeq names its product terminal uridylyl transferase 1, U6 snRNA-specific (gene TUT1). Lineage: Eukaryota; Metazoa; Chordata; Aves; Rheiformes; Rheidae. Bases 1 to 2949 code for a protein of 982 amino acids. Gene Ontology annotation, molecular function: RNA binding; poly(A) RNA polymerase activity. The record is from RefSeq and is a predicted model, not a curated record. The transcript has 9 exons. Gene Ontology annotation, cellular component: mitochondrion; nuclear speck.
AUGGACCGGGAGGCGGAACCGGACCGGGAAGAGGACGGGGACCGGGGACCGGAGACGAAUCUGGGUCUGGACCCGGACCGGGACCUGGACUCGGACCCAGGCCUGGACUUGGAUUCGGAUCUGGAACCGGAACCGGACCCGGACCGGGACCAGGACUCGGACCCAGGCCUAGACUUGGACUCGGAGCCGGAGCCGGACCCAGACUCAGACGCGGCCCUGGACGUGGAGGCGCUGCCGCGUGGCGGUUUCCGCUGCCGCCUCUGCCGCGUGGUAGCGGCGAACCGGCCCAGCCUGGUCGAACACCUGCGCGGGCGGAAGCACCAGCGGCUGCGAGGGCUCCGCGCCGAGCGCAACGCCCAGGCGCAGCGCAGCCUCUUCGUCAGCGGCUUCCCACGGGGCACUGCAGCAACGGUGCUUGCCCGCUACUUCGAGGCUUUCGGGGAUGUGGCAGCUGUCGUGAUGGACAAGGAGAAAGGCGCCUACGCCAUCGUGGAACUGCGGGAGGCGGCGGCCCAGGCGCGGGCAUUGGCAUGGCCCCGGCACAGCCUGGGCGGCCGCCGGCUCCGCGUGCAACCCCGCCGCUAUGAGCCCUUUGCCGCCGCCUGCUCAGGACCUGGUGCCCGCCGCGAGCAUCUCAGCCCAGCACCACUGGCACGAGCCCUCUGCCAGGCUGCGGAUGUGGAUGAGCAGAUGCGGCGGCUGGUGGAGCUGUUGGAGCUGAGCGAGGGCGAGCGCCGCCUGCGGCACCUCCUGGUUGCCCUCUUCCAGGAGGUUUUCUCCGAGUUCUUCCCUGGCUGUGCUGUUCUGCCCUUUGGCUCCUCUGUCAACGGCUUCGACAUCCAUGGCUGCGACCUGGAUCUCUUCCUGGACCUGGAGCGUGCCAAGAGCGCCCCGGCGGGUGGUGCCGCCUCCUCAGACUCAGAUGACUCUCUGCUGGGCGACGCAGAGCUGGCGGCAGCACCGGCGGUGCUGGAGCUGGUGGCAGCGGUGCUGCGGCGCUGCGUCCCGGGGGUGCGGCGUGUGCGGGCCGUGCCUGCUGCCCGCCGCCCCGUCGUCAAGUUCUGCCACAAGGAGUCGGGGCUGCUGGGUGACGUUUCCAUCGACAACAGGCUGGCGCUCCGCAACACAGCCUUCCUGCGGCUCUGCGCUGAGGCGGACGGGCGUGUGCGGCCGCUGGUCUACACGCUGCGCUACUGGGCCAAGCAGCAGGGCCUGGCAGGUGGGACACGGGGCUGGGAGGCAGCACAGGACGAGCAGAUGGGAUGUGGGGCCGGGGUGCAGCGCCAGGACGCAGAGCUCGGAGACGGCGUGGGGCCAGGAGGAAGCCCCUCUGGCGGCGGCCCCUUGCUCACCAACUACGCGCUGACGCUGCUGACGCUCUUCUUCCUGCAGACACGCAGCCCCCCGGUGCUGCCCUCGCUGGCCCGGCUCCGGGAGCUGGCAGGUGACGAGGACCGCAGUGUCGUGGAGGGCUGGGACUGCAGCUUCCCCCAGGAUGCCUCGUCGCUGGGCAGCAGCAUCAACGCAGAGAACCCAGGCUCCCUCUUGGCCGAGUUCUUCUGCGUCUUUGGGGACUACGACUUCGCUGGGCGGGUGAUCUCGCUGCACGAGGGCCGGGCGGUGCCACUGCCCAGCGCUCUGCUCUUGGAGGCUGGUGGGCGAUUGAAGCUGGGGCCCUUCAACCUGCAAGAUCCCUUUGAGCUGAGCCACAACGUGGCUGCCAACGUCACCGAGAAGACGGCAGCACGCUUUGGGCGCUGCUGCCGCGAUGCUGCCAAGUACUGCCGCAGCCUGCAGUACCGUCGCAGGUCCAGCAAGGGGAAGACCUGGGGACUCAUGCGGCUCUUCCAGCCUGGCGCGCUGGAGUCAGUGGGGCCGGGAGCUGAUGCUUUCUUCAUCACCAUCCCCUUCAGCGCUGCCACACUCCCACCUGUCCGCCGGCAGCAGCUGUGCCAGGCGCCUGGUUUCCGGCACCACUGGUUCCAGGAGGCUUGUGCGGCUGUUGCCCUCGUGCUCAGACACGUGCUGAAAUGCAGCUGUGUGGAGAUCCCAGAGCCCCAGGCAGCCCCCGGAGAGGCAUCCAGGCUGCAGGGAUUGGCGACCCAGGAACCAGCAGAUGAGGAGCAGCCAGCAGCACUCGGCAACCCUCUGGAGCUGCUGGCAGAUGAACUGUGUCUGUCCAAGGAGCCAGCAGCCCCCAACGACCCUCUAGAGCCGCUGAUAGAAGAAUCGUUUCCAGCCAAGCAGCCAGCAGCUCCCAGCAACCGUUCGGAGCUGCCAGAGAACGAGCCACCUCCAGCUGAGCAGCUGGGAGCCACCAGUGACCCCCUGAAGCUGCCUGAAACUGAGUUGCCAGCAGCUGCAGACGACACUCUGGAGCCGCCAGAGGAUGAACUGCCUCCAACUAAGCAGCUGGGAGCCCCUAGUGCCCCUGCAGAGCUGCCGGCAGAUGAGCCGCCUGCAAAUGAGCCACCUCCGGCUGAGCAGCCAGCAGUGGGGUCCAAGCGUCCCCUGCCGGAGGGCACCACGGGGCCGAUUGGGAAGCGGCGCCGGGGCCCCAAGGGGGACACCGUCAGCUGGAGCUGUGCUGUGUGGCACCGUGUGUGGGCAGGCCGGCGCCGUGUGCGGCGGCAGCUGCGGCAGCCCAGCGGCACUGCGGGCUCUGAGUUGGACGGAGGCAUUCUGGAGCUGGAGGCGAAGGUGUCAGAGGCCAUUGUGGAACAGGCGGGAGCGGGGCAGCCACUGGAGCCGCUGCUGUGCUUUGAGGCCAGCGCUCGGGCAGGCGGCGACGUGCCGGAGCUGUGGGUGCUGCUGCGCUUGGUGCCGGCUCCGGGCAUGGGGCAGUUCUUCCACGACUUCUUCCACUUCCUGCGGAGCUUCCUGCCGGCCAUGGUAGAGCAGCACCUGGGCCAGCUGGACUGGGGGGCGAGCACUGCCCCCGCGGACUGAGGCCCUGGAGCGUUCAGGGGCAUUUUCUGCUGUUUUUCUAUAUUUUGGAGAAUUUGGGGGCAUUUGGAGCGUGUUUGGUAAUAAAAAGCUCUAGUUUGGGGCCUUGGCCCAGA